Messenger RNA from Miscanthus lutarioriparius, 462 nucleotides. Lineage: Eukaryota; Viridiplantae; Streptophyta; Magnoliopsida; Poales; Poaceae. The record is from the annotation of a GenBank genome assembly.
AUGGACCGCGGAAGAAGGCAGCUGUGCACAGGCGCAUGGGAGAGUAGAGGGGACGCGUGGGCGCAGCGGCUCUGGCGUCGGUGGUUGGCCACGGCGGUGCGCGGGGUGGUGGCUGUGACGCCGGGGCGAGCAGGGAGCACCGGCGCUGGAGCGUUGCGGUGGUGCAGCACUGGGAGCGAGGUGGAGGCACGCGCGCGGCCGGAGGCAAGAGCAAACGCCAAAAUACCAAGCGUAGACGAGGAACGUUGCCUGAGGGCUCCAUGGCGCUGUAGAGGGGCGCUGGCCGCGAGUGCUCUAAAAGAUGAUAAUGUCGUGAGUGCCAGAGGACGGACGCAGGGAUGCCUCCUCACGGCUGUAGAAAAAAGAAAGGAGGAAAGAGAGAAGCAUGCUGCCGACAAGGACGGUGACCCGGCCUCACCAGCUCUGAGCGCUUGGGACUUGAAAUUUGACAUGCACGGAUGA